AUGGCGCUGAACUCGCCGAAGUCAAGUGGAGCCGAUAAGGAGGUGAUGCAGCGUGCGUGGAAUCAGGCCGCAGGCAAUCUGGUACGGCCGAUGUUAACACGCACUAAUUACCAAUCGUGGUCAGCCCACGUUCAAUGCAAUCUCGAAGGAAUCUAUCUCUGGGAUGCAAUAGAGUCUGAUAAGGUGGAGCGGAGGCAUGAUCAGCUCGCCGUGGGUGCCAUGCUGAGGGGCGUUCCGGAGGACAUGCACGCCAUGUUGCUGAACAAAAAGUUAGCAAAGGAGGCGUGGGAGUCGCUGAAGACGAUGCAUCUCGGAGCAGAUCGGGUCAAGGAGACAAGCGUUGAUGAUGCGCGAGUGGUGAAGAAGUUCUUGAGGGUCGUGCUGCCACGCUACAAUCAGGUGGCGAUGGCGAUCGAGAUGUUUUGCGAUGUGAAGACCCUGUCUAUCGAGGAACUUGUUGGCCAUCUCAGGGCGGCAGAGGCUCGGUUCGAGCCCAUGGUCGAACAAGUGACGGACACGACGGGCCGUCUUCUGCUCAUGGAGGAAGAAUGGAUGGCCAGGAACAAGAGUCGCAUGGUGAAUGCAGAGUCAUCCUCUGGUGGUGGAAAAGGCGGCGGAAAAUACAUCAAGAAAGAUCAAUCUAGAGGUCGUGGUGUCUCGUCUGGUGGCAGCAAGCAUGGCCAUGACACGCGCGAGUCCGGAGGUGGUCUCACAUCGAAGGGCACACCUCGUCGGAAGGGCAGGUGCCAGAAGUGUGGUGUCUAUGGGCACUGGGGCAAGGAAUGCCUGAACAAGAAGGCUGGGAAGGAGGAGCAUGAAGAUGCCAUGCACCAUGUCGCUGCUGACACAGAGGCGAAACCAGCGCUCUUGGUGGCACAGUGGGAUGACACUGAUACUGUUCCUGGUCUGGCAACGGGAUCUGAGGAAGCUGCUGUGCCCGAUUUCGAGCCGGUUUCGCCUGCUGCGUCAAUUCCAUCAGCAGGGGGUGCAUCAAACACACCACUUGGGACUCCCAACUCCAAUUCGGGUACACCAUUGAUACAGUGGGCCACACCACCCACUGGUCAGUCCGUGGAUUCAGAAGGAUUUUGA
This is a messenger RNA of Miscanthus lutarioriparius, 1092 nucleotides long. The record is from the annotation of a GenBank genome assembly. Lineage: Eukaryota; Viridiplantae; Streptophyta; Magnoliopsida; Poales; Poaceae.